AUGUUCUCGUCUAAGACGCGCAAGGCGCUCGAGACGGCGUCGCUCCUCGACCACUCGCAGCUCCUGCGCUCGGCGCAGGCGUGGCAGCUGGGGCAGAUUGCGACUCUCGGGCUCGGCGCAGAGCUCACGGCAAUGACCUACGAUCCGGUCCAGUCGCUGCUCGCAGUCGGCACCGAGCACGGCAAGCUCGUCGUACUCGGCGCACCGGGCGUCGAGCUCGCGUGGGACGUCGGACUGCCCACCAAGAUCCGGCACCUCGCGUUCAAGAGCGGGAGCGGCUUCCUCUGUGUCGUCGACGCCAAGAACACGCUGUCCGUCUUUGACCUGCAGCGCGUCGAGAACGGCAAGCCUCAUCGCGACUCGUCCCUCUCCCUGCGGUCCAACGUCACCUGUCUCGAGUCGUCCGCCUCGCUGUCGUUCCUCUUCAUCGGCGGCAAGGACGGCACCGUCGACCUGUACGACAUCGACCGCGGCAUCCUCGCGCCGGCCGAGGCCCGCAUCCCGAACCUGUGGCUCUCGCAGGAGGAAAUCUUGCGGCGAAGCGGCGUGCCCGGAGCACCCUCGAGGCGACACAUCCCUGUCUGCACCGACAUCAAGAUCCACCCGCUCGACUUGAACCUCGUCCUCAUCGCGUACGAGGGCGGCGUCGCGCUCUGGAACCUCGCGACGCGCACGGUCGAGCGCACCUACGAGUUCGUCGUUCCGCCCGGCGCGCCAGGUGGCGGCAACGACUCGGGCGAGAACCUGUUCGCCGAGAGGAGGUCGCCGGUGACGUGCCUCGCCUGGCGACCCGACGGCCUCGUCUUUGCCGCCGGCCACGAGGACGGCACGAUCAGCUUUGCGUCCAGCGAGGACGAGAUGCCUGUCAUGAUCCGCACGCUCGAGCGCGCCGACGUCAACAAGACGACCGAGGAGGACCUGUUCGCCGACCGAGAACCGGCCAACCGCGAGCCCGUGUUCCGCCUCGCCUGGUCGGCGUUCCCGCAAGAAUCGUGGUUCUCGUCGUCGCUCGGCAAGAGCGGCGGUCCGGCCUCUCCCGCCCUUCCUGCAUCGCCGAGCCUCGCCGACGAGAAGACGGACCUGCACGGCGGCACCAUGCUCACGAUCAUGGGCGGCGUCCUGCCGGACGACCCGAUCGGCCUCCACGUCCUCGAGUUUGCGGCCUACCUCGCCCCGCCAGCGGCGACGGCCAAACCCGGCAGCAUCCCGCUCCCCGUGCGCGAGGCUCUGCGCAACUCGAUCUCGCCCGUCGCCCACCACCUGUACCCUACGCCUGCACCGCCCGAGGACUUUCUCCUCCUGCCCCGCAACAACCCACACUACGGCCUGUCGUACGACCCGACCGCCAUCAUCGUCACCUCGGGCCGCGAUCCUCGCUGCCCGGUCCUGUCGGCAGCGCACGCCGCCAACAACAUCGAGGCGUUCGCGUUCCCGCCGAGCAGCACGCGCGCACCUCGUCCGCUCGUCCUGCCGCCCGGCCUCUCUUUCUCCGGCAAGGACACCUGUUCGGCCGCCCAAGUCGUCACGACGUCGAGCCUGUCGUACCGCCACCUCGUGCACCAGUUCGACGUCUCGGACGAGACGGGCGAGCGCCUCCCGCUGCACGGCGGCCGCGCCUCUCCUGUCGCCCGAGCGACUCGUCGCGGCCCGCCCCCAACCCUGAGCGACCAGCCGCCUCGGCUCCUCCUCACGUCGCACGUCGACCUCACCGUCCGGGUCUGGGACAUCUCGACGCCGUUGCUGUGGGGCCACAAGCCGGCCGUCGAGGGCGCCGAGGCCCGCAUCGAGCACGACUUCCCGCGCCCUCUGCGACACCUCGACGUCGACGUCAAGGCGACGCUGUCGGAUCCACGUGCGAGCGAGAUGGCGGCGGCGAGGCUGCUCAAGGAGCGGCCGUGGGAGCUCGACAUCGACAAGGUCUCGUUCGGCGAGGAGAACCUCGAGGUCGCAGUGAGCCUGUCUACAGGCGACCUGCUCGUCUAUCGAUUCGCAUACGGCGAGCACCUCGCAACGAUCGAGCUCGACCGCGCCGAGGCGGCCGACGAGCUCGACGACACGAUCCAGGACGCCUUGCACGACAUGUCGCUCGACGGUCCAUCGUCCAUCCCUGCGGUCCCUCGCGGUGACCCGACCUCGCACGCCGCCCGGCGUGUAUCGUCGCCGCCGCCGCCCCACCGGAGCCGCUUCAACUCGAUCGCCCAUCCCGGCCAAUCCCGCCACGACUCGACCGCAAGCGCCGUUCACCAAGCCGAGCUCGACCCGCAAGACCGCCACGUCGACCUCGCCGGCGCUGCCGUACCGCGGCCCGACCUCGACGGCUUCCGGCCGGUCGCCGCCUUCCACUUCUCGUCGCCGGCGUCGGCGAGCGGGCUCAAGGCGCGCAGCCGCCUCGCGCUCAGCAGCGUCGGCUUCCUCGCCGCGUCGAACGAGGCAAGCCUGAUCGUCAUCGACCUGCGCGGGCCCGAGGUCGUCCUCGUCGACGUUCCGGGAACGAGCGCGCCGUCGACCAAGGGCAAGGGCAAGAUCGACUCGUCGGCCAUCACCGCCUUGAGCUGGACUAUUUGCGCGAUCGGCGAGGACCACGACCGCUCGCCUCGGCUCAUCGUCACCCAGGCCUCGGGCCUCACGCGCGUGUUCGAGCUGUCCAACGUCGGCGGGUCGUGGUACCUGAGCGACAAGGCGGUCUCGGUGCAGCACGACAGCACGCGCGGCGCAUUCGCCACCUUCGUCGUCGACAAGGCCGGCAACGAGCUCGUCGCCGAUGCCCAGAACCUGCAGCUCGCCCUCACGCACCAAGCGGCUCUCGGCACCGUCGAGUCGUACGACCCGGCCGGCGCCAUCACGAGCCUGUGGGUCACGGUCGCUCGCUCGACCUUGGCGUGCUACUUCAACCUCGACGGUCCGCGCACCGCCGUCUACGAGGACGAGCACGCCCAGUUCGAGAAGGCCGUCAUCGUGCACGUCCAGGGCUGUGCGGCGCUCGUCGUCCAGUCGCGCAACUGCACCCUGUCCAUGUUCUCGCUCCCCGACCUCACCUACAUCGCCCGGGCAAAGUUCGACACGACCUUGCACGACUCGGCCGGCGUCUUCUCGCUCGCGCCCGACGGCGACUACUGCCAGUACCUCGACGGCUUGACGAUCCGUCUCGGCACCCUGCGCGACCUGUACCGCCCAGCAUUCCCGCCUCGCAUCGUCGCCUUCGACCCAUCCAUCGCGGUCCCGGCGCAGACGAGCGCGCUGCAGGCUGUCGGCUCAGUCCUCGGCACGUGGUUCGGCGGCAAGAGGGUCUACACGGGCGCAGAGAUUGACGCCAUCCUCGGCGGUCCAAAACGUCCACCGCCCAAAUCUCGCCCGGCGCCCGGCGCACCGCCGCCGAUCGUCACGGCGACGAAGAAGGCCAAGGCGCCGGCCCCGUCAGCGUACGGCCCGCCCUCGUCGGCCGCGAUCGUCCAGGGCGCGAGCGACUCGGCCCGCAGCAUCAUGGCGUCGACCAACGCGGCCCUCGAGCAGCGCGGCGAGUACCUCAACGCGCUCUCGGAGCGUCUCGGCGGCAUGGCCAACGAUGCGGCGACGUUCGCGAAGGAGACGAAGAAGACGGCGCAGCAAGAGGCGGCGAAGCGGUCGAUCUCGGGCGCGUGGGGCAGCUUGUUGAACCGUUUGCCCUGAGAGAAUUUGCGAUUGCGAACGAGUUUGACAAGGUG
Rhodotorula graminis WP1 is the source of this 3701-nucleotide messenger RNA. RefSeq lists its product as uncharacterized. Gene Ontology annotation, molecular function: GTPase activator activity; syntaxin binding; myosin II binding. The transcript is spliced from 9 exons. The record is from RefSeq and is a predicted model, not a curated record. Gene Ontology annotation, cellular component: plasma membrane; cytoplasm. Gene Ontology annotation, biological process: establishment of cell polarity; regulation of protein secretion; regulation of exocytosis. The coding region runs from base 1 to 3666 and encodes 1221 amino acids. NCBI's taxonomy places the organism in Eukaryota, Fungi, Basidiomycota, Microbotryomycetes, Sporidiobolales, Sporidiobolaceae.